AUGUUGGGUUGUGGGUAUAUUUCUAGAGAGGUUGCUGAUGAGUAUGAGAAGCUGGUCAUUCGAAUGAACCCACCAAGAGUUACAAUGGACAACACUUCCAGUAGCGAAGUAACGGUGGUCCAGGUAGACAGUGCUAAUCGGCAAGGGAGCUUACUGGAAGUGGUGCAAGUCUUCUCUGAUAUGAAGCUCAACAUCAAGAAGGCUUAUAUUACCUCCGACGGAAGAUGGUUCAUGGAUGUGUUCCAUGUUGUGCAUGAAGAUGGAAAUAAGCUUUCAGAUAUAGAAGUCGUUGCUAAAAUUGAGGAGUCCCUUGAAGCAAGAGCACUAAGACAUCGGUCUAUAAGCUCAGUUGGCAUCCAAGCUGCAGCGAAGCACACCACCAUUGAACUCGCCGGGAGGGAUCGGCCCGGACUGCUCUCCGAUAUCUCUGCUGUUCUCACAGAUUUGAAGUGCAAUGUGGUAGCCUCAGAGGCCUGGACCCAUAAUUCAAGGAUGGCAUUGUUGAUCUAUGUUACCGAUGUAGCCACUGGAAAACCGAUCGAUGACCUCAAACGGCUGUCAGAGAUAAAGCACCUUCUCGGCUAUGUCCUCAAAGGAAACACAGACAAAGAGAUUGCAAGAACAGCAAUUUGCAUGGAACCAACGCAUUCCGGGAGGAGGCUGCAUCAGAUGAUGUUUGCUGACCAACAGUAUCACGAAGGUGACACCGACCAGGGGAAAGAGGGCGCCGGCGACGAGAACAGACCCCUUGUCACGGUAGAGAAUUGGGAACAGAAGGAGUAUACAGUUAUCAAUAUACGGAGCAAGAACCAUCCAAAUCUUGUCUUCGAUACAGUCUGCACCAUCACUGACAUGCAGUAUGUCAUCUUCCAUGCAACCAUCAAUGCAGAAGGACCGCAAGCGUAUCAGGAAUACUACAUCGCGAAAAGUGAUGGAUGCGCAGUGAACUCUGAAGGAGAGAGGAAGCUAUUAGCGCAUUGCUUGGAAACUGCGAUCAAGCGAAGAACCACAGAGGGCAUUAGGCUGGAGUUGUGUUGCCAAGAUCGAGCUGGCCUCCUGUCGGAUAUCACUCGUAUCUUCAGAGAAUAUGGCCUGUCAGUCACUCAGGCACAAGUCACAACGAUAGGAUCUCAGGCUGUGAACACAUUCUAUGUCAUGGAUGCAUCAGGAAACCCAGUCCAGUGCCAUACCAUCGACGCCGUGAGGAGCCACAUUGGGCAGACUAUUCUACAUGUCAAUGGUACUGCUACUGCUGCUGCAGGGCGAAGCUGUCCACCAAAGCACAAUGGAAGAAGGCUUGCUCUGGGUGAUCUCUUCAGAUUCAGUUCACAGAAGUUCCUCCACAACCUGGGGCUGAUAAAAUUACAGUCGUAA
Messenger RNA from Musa acuminata AAA Group (dessert banana), 1374 nucleotides. Its product is annotated as ACT domain-containing protein ACR4-like. The record is from RefSeq and is a predicted model, not a curated record. NCBI's taxonomy places the organism in Eukaryota, Viridiplantae, Streptophyta, Magnoliopsida, Zingiberales, Musaceae. The coding region runs from base 1 to 1374 and encodes 457 amino acids. The transcript has 7 exons.